AUGGAAACGCGCAGUACGCCUCUCGAAAAUCGACCGCGACUUCCCCGCAUAGCCCUAAGCAAGCGGAAUCGGGCUGUCGUGAGGGCUCUGAACCCAAUGCUGGUGACCUAUUUGGAAGCCAGCCGGGACCUUUGCGAGACGGACUCAAUUCUCUUUGGCGCCGCACUGGCAGUCUGCCGUAUUAUAGGCGCCAAACUUUCCACGGCGGGACGCACUACUGGACAAAGUAGUGCUAUCCCAGCCUGGAGAACAAGAAUUGAAGAACGUAUCGCAAAGGCUAGGGCCCUCAUCGGCAGACUGACAUGCUUCAGGUCAGGCAAUACCAGGCCAAGGAUUGUGCGCACCGUCAGGAUGGCGUUUGCUGGGACAAAUGUUAGUUUGUCCCAGCCGGAUAUAAUGCAAAAACUGACGGAGCGCAUAGACGACCUGAAGCAGAGAAUCGCUGCUUGGGGAAAGCGAAUUCGGCGAUAUACCGAGAGUUCAACACGUUUCAACCAGAAUCGUUUCUUCCAGAGUGAUCAGAAGAGGCUCUAUAAAUCAUUGGAGCGACCAAUGGUAAGUGGAACGGGCCCAGUACCGAAUCAGGCCGACACGGUCGCAUUCUGGCGCAGCCUGUGGUCAGAGCCCGUAAACCACAACGAGGGCCCUUGGACGGAAGUUGUGGCGAGUCAGUGUGCGGGUAUUACGCCCAUGGACCCCGUCACCAUAACGCCGGAUGACGUAGCUGAGGCGGUCCGUAGGGCCCCGAACUGGAAAAGUCCGGGACUCGACGGGCUGCAUCACUACUGGCUGAAGGGGUUCGUGCCAUACGAGUCAAAAACACAAGAAAUUACUACCGGUGUGAAAUGA
Messenger RNA from Parnassius apollo (apollo), 849 nucleotides. NCBI's taxonomy places the organism in Eukaryota, Metazoa, Arthropoda, Insecta, Lepidoptera, Papilionidae. The record is from the annotation of a GenBank genome assembly.